Bufo gargarizans (Asiatic toad) is the source of this 2064-nucleotide messenger RNA. Its product is annotated as REST corepressor 1. Lineage: Eukaryota; Metazoa; Chordata; Amphibia; Anura; Bufonidae. The coding region runs from base 244 to 1557 and encodes 437 amino acids. Gene Ontology annotation, molecular function: transcription corepressor activity. The record is from RefSeq and is a predicted model, not a curated record. Gene Ontology annotation, biological process: negative regulation of DNA-templated transcription; regulation of transcription by RNA polymerase II. The transcript is spliced from 12 exons. Gene Ontology annotation, cellular component: transcription regulator complex; histone deacetylase complex.
CUCAGCCGCUGUGGCUGUGAGGCAGAGUGUGGCUGUAGUCGUGCGGGCGGCGAUGUGACGGGAAAGUUGUCGCUUGUUUUGUGGGUGACUCGCUCGGGCGCCCGGCGCGGACUUCUCAUUACCGGGGAUUUAUUAAUCGCCUCCUUUUAAUUCGACUUCACGCCUGGUGACUACUGCCUUCGCCCAUUUUUAUUUUAUUAGAAUUUUUUUUUUUUCCCCUACCUCGGAGGGGCUCCCCUCUAAAUGCCGGCAGCCAUGCUAGAAAAGGGGACAGAGGGGUCGGCCAAGAGGAGGGGCAGGAAUAACGCUGCCAGCAGCAAAAGUUUGACGGCUCCCAAUGGCAAUGGCAGCAACUCGUGGGAAGAAGGCAGCAGCUCGACCUCGUCCAGCGAUGAUGAGCACGGUGGCGGGGGCAUGAGAGUGGGCAGCCAGUACCAGGCUGUGGUGCCAGAGUAUGACCAGGAAGUAGCAAAAACCUGUCAGGAGCGAGAGAAUCUGGGCAUGCUGGUGUGGUCACCUAACCAGAAUCUAUCAGAGGCUAAAUUGGAUGAAUAUAUUUCUGUGGCAAAAGAGAAACACGGCUAUAACAUGGAGCAGGCUCUUGGAAUGCUUUUCUGGCACAAACACAACAUUGAGAAGUCAUUGGCUGAUUUACCUAACUUUACCCCAUUUCCUGACGAAUGGACGGUGGAGGAUAAAGUUCUGUUCGAACAAGCGUUCAGCUUUCAUGGAAAAACCUUUCACCGGAUCCAGCAAAUGCUUCCCGAUAAAUCCAUCGGCAGCCUAGUGAAAUUUUAUUACUCCUGGAAGAAGACCAGGUCCAAGACCAGCGUGAUGGAUCGCCAUGCGCGCAAGCAAAAACGUGAACGAGAAGGAAGUGGAGACGAGGUGGAAGAGAACAAUGGCAACAACGCGAUUGAUAUGGUGGUCGAUCCGCAAAAAGAACCUAAAAAAGAGGAGCCAAAAAACGAUACCAUCCCUCAUGUGAAGAAAGAUAAACAUCCAUCACAAGCGAAGAACAGAGCUAAGAGGAACCCUCCCAAGGGAAUGUUCCUUUUCCAAGAAGAUGUUCAAGCAGUUUCUGCAAACGCCAAUGCUGCGACGACACUGCUGAGACAGCUGGAUAUGGAGCUAGUGUCCAUAAAGAGACAGAUCCAAAAUAUUAAACAGACAAACAGCGCUCUCAAGGAGAAGCUACAGGGAGGAGUGGAAGAGUUCAGGAUUCCUGAGGUUGCUCAAAAGUUUAAUGCUCGCUGGACAACAGAGGAGCAACUUCUCGCCGUACAAGCCAUCCGAAAAUACGGACGCGAUUUCCAAGCAAUCUCUGACGUCAUUGGAAACAAAUCUGUGGUUCAAGUUAAAAAUUUCUUUGUGAAUUACCGCCGUCGCUUCAACAUUGACCAAGUUUUACAAGAAUGGGAAGCUGAGCACGGUAAAAUCGAGGAGAAUGGAGACUGCAUGGAGAAGCCAAUAAAGUUACCAGAUAUUGCUAUUAAGAUGUCAGAUGAGGAGGAAGAGGCUGCUCUUCUAGACGUCAGAUUCACCCCUGCCUCAUGAGACAAAGAACUGUUAGUGUUGACUACUUAAUUUGCCCAGAAUUUCAGGUAUUACAAGAACUCAGCCAACCACCCGCGUCAUGCUUUGUGGACAAGCAGCUACUUACCAAAAAGGCAAAUGACUUCCAGCCCUUUGAGAGAUCUGCCUUAAUCAUCUCUAGUUACCCUCACACACACAUCCACACUCUGCUUCCAAUCUUAGUAGCGAGGACAGAGACUAAACUUGGAACAGUGUGACCUCCUUCUUCAGUCUGUAAAUAACUCGCCGCCCGUUCCCCUCACCCCCCCUGAGUCUGAGACACGUUCCCGGCUGCCUGAUGACCACAGUUCCGGCUGUACAGAUGCUGCAUGCACAAACUUGUUUUCUUUGCUUUUUUGGAUGUUAAAUUAGUUUAGCAUUAAUGAAGACCACCACCACCACCCCCCUUGUACACAGGACUUGCCCCCUCCUUAUUUUGCUUUAUGGACAAAAACUCUGCAACCGAUUGUCUGGUUCUGCGAAGGAGGG